AUGAAGCUGGACACGAGGGCGAUGCGCCACCUGGCCUCAGAAGACUGGAGGGUGCUCACCGCAGUGGAAAUGGGAAGCAGGAACCACGAGCUCGUGCCGACCGCUCUGAUCGAGAAGAUUGCCCGCCUGCGAGGCGGAGCCAGCAGCGUCCACAAAAGCAUAUCCGCUCUCGCCAAAGUCGACCUCAUCGCCAGAGUCAAGGAGGCGAAAUACGACGGGUAUCGGCUGACGUACGGAGGGCUCGACUACCUGGCGCUACAUACACAUGCGACUCGCAAGGACCUUUACAGUGUCGGCACUAGAAUCGGCGUCGGCAAGGAAAGCGACAUCAUGAUAGUGGCGGACGAAAAGGGCACUCAGAAAGUGCUCAAGAUCCACAGACUCGGGAGAAUUUCAUUCCGGACCGUCAAGUCGAAUCGCGAUUACCUCAAGAACCGUGCUUCCGGGUCCUGGAUGUACCUCUCAAGGCUGGCCGCCAUGAAAGAAUAUGCCUUCAUGAAAGCCCUUCAUGAGGAGGGCUUCCCGGUGCCGUCUCCUUUGGCCCAGUCACGGCAUACCAUUGUCAUGACCUUGGUGGACGCUUUCCCUCUCAGACAGAUCGCCACUGUUCCUGACCCAGCGUCUCUCUACGCCGAUUUAAUUGCGCUGAUUCUCCGCUUUGCCAGCCACGGCCUCAUUCAUGGCGAUUUCAACGAGUUCAAUAUUCUCAUUAAAGAGGAGAGAAUCACAUCUGACGAUGGCGUCGAGUCCAUCAAGUUGGAGCCGGUUGUCAUUGAUUUCCCCCAAAUGGUAUCUAUGGAACAUUUAAACGCCGAGAUGUAUUUUGACCGGGAUGUGGAAUGCAUAAAGCGAUUCUUCUCGCGACGAUUUCACUUCACCAGCACAACUCCGGGACCAUUCUUCAAAGAAGCCAAGAAAAAGCUCGCCAAAUGCGGCCUCAAAAGACUGGAUGCAUCUGUGGAAGCGUCAGGAUUUACGAAAAAGAUGUUGAAGGACUUGGAAGCUGCAAUCAAGGAACAAAUCGAGAAGCGAGAUACUAUUGGCUUCUCCGAAAAUGAUGAGGCCGAAUCUGACGACGACGACGACGACGACGACGACGACGACGACGACGACGACGAUGGUGACGGUGAUGAUGAAAUUGAUGAAUUAGAUAGCCUGGGGAAACAGGACUCAGGUGGAGAUGAGGAAGGCGACAGUCGAGUAUACGAAAGCCUUCUAGGUCAAGACGGGCUUGUUGCAAGUACACCUUUUUCUGGGGAAGCUGACGACGCUGCGCCUGAAGAAGUAUCAAACGCCAAGGUGGAAACGGUACCACCUCACCAGAGUAUGUCAAAGUUAGCCAUAUAA
Molecule: messenger RNA, 1347 nt
Organism: Ustilaginoidea virens
Lineage: Eukaryota; Fungi; Ascomycota; Sordariomycetes; Hypocreales; Clavicipitaceae
Exons: 2
Coding region: 1-1347 (448 amino acids)
Biological process (GO): protein phosphorylation; maturation of SSU-rRNA
Cellular component (GO): preribosome, small subunit precursor; nucleus; cytosol
Molecular function (GO): ATP binding; protein serine/threonine kinase activity
Source: RefSeq, a predicted model, not a curated record